AUAAGUUAUCCAUACAUAAAAUGAUAAUUUUGUCAAUAUUAUCAUUAUUAACAUUCGAUUUAGUAAUUGGAAGUGAUCUAGAUGCGAAUCACUUUUUCAAAGGGCUCUAUGAAACUUCGGGAUUUCAUUGCUAUAGUAGAGAUUCUAUGAGAUUGCCACGCCACCUCCACGGAAGACCUCAAACCACGGAUCCUCCCUUUGAUCUUUCGGUUUUCGACGCUUCCGGCAAACGAGUGGAAAGCUAUGAGAUUGGAAAAGUUUACACAGUAAAACUGGAAGCCUACGUGCACUUCCGUGGACUGAUGCUUCAGCCAAGGCUCUGCACGCAGUCUGGAGCCAUCAUCGGAUCUUUGAGAGGAGGAAAAUUCAUCGAGGAUGAGCAAUUUGAGACUCACGGAUUGAUGUUCCAUCAGUGUGGUCGACUUGUCACCAACGACUCCCUCACACAUACCGGUGAUGAUAAGAAGUUUUUAGCAGAGGCAAAAUGGCAGGCAACACGGGACGUUGGCAAUGUUCAAUUUGUAGCCACUAUUGCCACUGAAAACGUAGUCUACUGGGAAAAAUGGCGUCCGAGACAUGCGUUUUUGAAGGGACCAUAUCAGAAGUACUCCACGCAAAAUCCUAACAUAUUCAUUUACAAUUUGGAGAAGGACAUCGAACAACGGACCUCGGAGAAAGUGGUCACGUCGGAGCCAGUGCUUCCCUCUCAGCAUCCGCUUUUCGAGGAGCAAAGGGAGAUUUUGAAGGCGAAAAUGGUUACACCUUUGCCGGUUACUGUAGCUUCGUUAGCCGAGACCUCGGAAAAUUCAGACGAUGUUUUCGAUUUUGAUGGGCUCACAUUUGAAUCUCCAGCUACAGCAAAUAAGAUUCAAGUCACCGCAGCCAGCAUGAUGAUGGGAGAUAAGGCAGGUUCAACAAGAGCACCAGAAAUUUCGCAUUCCUCAAAGUUCCUUAUCGAAAAACCAUCGGAAUCCACGUUCAUGAUGGGUAGAAUGUUCAAAAAAUUUGCGCCACUUAAUGAUACAGUGCUUCAAGAGGAUGAUCUGAAGUUCCUGAACUCACAUGUCCACCAUCGUAUGCUUCAGCACGACUUUGUAGAUAAUAAUGACUUGGAAAUGGAAGAAAAGUGUCAAGAUAAUCCAUGCCAAAACGGGGGCCGUUGCUCCAUGAGCAAGGGAAAAUCCACAUGUCAAUGCAAUCCCGGAUACGUCGGAGCCAACUGCACUGAAAUCGACAAGUGUCUCGACAACGAGUGUGACAACAAUUCCACGUGUUUUAAUGACAAGCGAUCACCAGUCGGUUACUCAUGCAAGUGUCAAAAUGGAACGGUGGGAAAGUUGUGUGAAAUCGAGUGUCCGAAAGAUCAAUGUGAGAACGGUGGACAGUGCUAUCUGAACACCUUUGGCAAAAUUGGAUGCAAGUGCGUACCUGGAACCACUGGAAGGAGAUGUGAACGAGAAAUCAACGAGUGUGGAUGGAAUUCAUGCAAGAACGGCGCCAAAUGCGUCGACCUUUUCAACGACUACCGCUGCGAUUGUGCCGACGGAUGGAUGGGCAGAAAUUGUGAACGUCCCUGCCAAGAUAUCUACGGAUCAUGCAGGGUGUGGAAACGGGAAGGCCAAUGCCAAGAGAUGAGGAAUGCCACAGACUUUUUUGAUUUAAAUUGCGCAGCGUCUUGUGGGGUUUGUGUAAAGGUUGAUAAUGGAACAGAUGAAUCCUACCUCCCACUACAGCCUAUUCUGAUGCCAUUCGCAUUUUUGCUCGGUGAAUGGGAGUCGACGAUCAAGGGAUGGAAUAAUCACACAACCGACUACCCGGCAGACAUGGAUGGAAUGAUUUACAACGAGACAAUCACGUUUUCGGUUGCUCCAUCAUUGAGUUUCGGGACUCCGUUCGUCAAUUACACAGCCACAAUGACUAGCCUUGACGAUCCAUCCAACAUCCAUCAAUACAACGGAUUCCUCACCAUACAACAAUACAAAGACAACGAGAACUCUACCGAUCGCGGAGCCCUCACCACAGUCAGUAACACCGGGCUCAUUAUGAUCGAAGAGGGAGAUAUUCUGGACGAGAAAUCCUCAUCCGAAGGUGCUCCAACAUUAAUGCUGACUCCAACUUAUCAAUUCUACAAGUCGGAGACAAAGAAUCCUGCGCGGCAUCCGGAACGGUCGAAGAGAUGGUUCACGGUGAAGAAUAAGAGGUUGAUGCAGUAUAUGGUCCGGGAGUUUAAAGGAAGAACUCACAAGUUCACGAAAAUAUAUAAAAAGAAGACCGAGUUCAAGUACUUGUAGUUGUAAACUAAAUUAUUUAAAUUAUUUUACGAUUUCCAUUUUCCAUUUUCUAUUUUCCAUUUUCAAAACUUCAAAAUGUGCCAAAUAUCUAGUCAUCUCCACUUCAACUUUUCAUUAUCCUACAACACUUUAUUUAGUGCAAUAAUAAGAGCUAGUUCCUUUCCUUCUUAAUAAACUUGAUGAUAUGUAGAGCUUGUAUCAAUCUGAAUCAG
This is a messenger RNA of Caenorhabditis elegans, 2503 nucleotides long. RefSeq lists its product as uncharacterized. The record is from RefSeq and is marked reviewed. Gene Ontology annotation, molecular function: calcium ion binding. The transcript has 12 exons. Gene Ontology annotation, cellular component: apical plasma membrane. Bases 21 to 2291 code for a protein of 756 amino acids. NCBI's taxonomy places the organism in Eukaryota, Metazoa, Nematoda, Chromadorea, Rhabditida, Rhabditidae. Gene Ontology annotation, biological process: neuron differentiation; negative regulation of multicellular organismal process; regionalization.